Molecule: messenger RNA, 1794 nt
Organism: Thamnophis elegans (Western terrestrial garter snake)
Lineage: Eukaryota; Metazoa; Chordata; Lepidosauria; Squamata; Natricidae
Gene: KLHL42
Product: kelch like family member 42
Exons: 3
Coding region: 12-1490 (492 amino acids)
Molecular function (GO): protein binding
Source: RefSeq, a predicted model, not a curated record
UCCACCGAGGGAUGUCCGGCAAGAAAGGCGAGGGCGCCGCUGGGGAGGAAGGGGCUCAAGCGGAUCAGGAGGAAGAGGAGGAGGAGGUGGUGGAGGUCCGCCUGGGCGAUCGCCGCUUCCCUCCGGUGCGCAAGCGGCGCCUGAUCGAGCAAAGCGAUUACUUCCGCGCUCUCUACAGCUCGGGCAUGCGGGAGGCGGCGGCUGCGGCUGCCGCGGGGGGCGCCCGCUUGGCGGUGCAGCAACUGCACGGCGGGUUGAGCGAAGCCGGCCUGGCUCGGGUGCUGCAGUUCAUCGAGACGGCGCGGCUGGCCCCGGAGGAGCCGCCCGAGGCCGGAGCGCUGGCUGAGCUGGUGGAGGCCGCCUCUUUCCUGCAGGUGACGCCGCUGCUGCGCCUGCUGCGCUCCCGGGUGCGGCUGCCCAACUGCUUGGAGCUGCAUCACCUGGCGCAGGUCUACGGGCUGCCCGAGCUGCGCGACGUCUGCCUGGAUUUCAUGGCCGGCCGUCUGCAUCAGCUGCUGGCCCGGCCCGAAGCCCUGCUGCCCGACGGCCUGGCGCGCCACCUCCGCCAGCGCCGCCACCGGGGCCGGCCGGCUCUGCUUCUCCUGGGCAGCUUCCCCGACCGGCCGCCGCUGCUGCGCUACGAGGAGGAGAAGCGGCGCUGGGAGCCACUGCCGCCCGCCGAGCCGCCCGCCGACCUGCUGCAGGUGCGCUCCUUCGGCUGGGCUGCCUUGGACAACUACCUGUUCGUAGCCGGCGGCUACCGGUCCAGCAGCCAGGAGAUCGCAGCCGCGCACCGCUACAACCCCUGGCUGAAUGAGUGGCGCCAGCUGGCCUCCAUGAACCAGAAGAGGGCUAAUUUUAAGCUCUUGGCUGUGAGUGGGAAAUUAUAUGCCGUCGGGGGCCAAUCCCUCUCCAGCGUUGAGUGUUACAACCCGGAGCAAGACAGCUGGACCUUUGUGGCCCCUUUACCAGCUCCCCUUGUGGAGUUCUCGGCCUGUGAAUGCAAGGAGAAGAUAUAUGUCAUGGGAGGCUACACACCAAGAGACCGGAAUCUGAAUAUCUGGGAGUAUUGCCCCGUCUCUGACAAAUGGGCUAACUUUGAAACCUGUGGGUUGCACAUCCGCAAGCAGCAAAUGCUCUCGGUGGAAGAGACCAUCUACAUAGUCGGCGGCUGCAGCCAUGACUUGGAUUGCAAUAAAAGAUCCAGUCAGAAUGAGGAUAUGUUAACUGUGCAGUCUUACAACGUGGUUACCAAACAGUGGCUCUACCUCAAAGAAAACACUUCAAAAUCGGGUCUUAACUUGACUUGCACUUUGCACAACGAUGGGAUUUACAUCCUGAGCAGAGACAUCAUUUUGUCCACACGUUUGGAGCACCGGGUUCUUCUAAAAUAUAAUAUAUUUUCAGACCGGUGGGAGUCGCUGAGAAAUUUCCCCACCCCUGGACAGAACAUGUUGAUCUGCUCCUUGUAUUUUCCAGAUCUGAUCUGAAUUCCAAUUCGUUCACAUUACAGAGAUUUCUUCAUCUGUUCACCAGUUAUUAUUUUUUGCACAGUGGCUCCCAACUUCGGCCACUUUAAGAUGCAUAAACUUCAACUCCCAGAAUUCCCCAGCCCAGUCCACAUGUCUUAAAAGUAUCCAAGGCUGGGAAACUCUAAUUGGACUGAAUGUUUAAGAUACGAUGCUCAAAAUGUUACUAUUGCAAUUGAUAACGUGGGAGGAGACAAAGGAUAAAUGGGCACAGAUCAGAGAUGGUAUUCAGCAGGUUCUUACCAGUUCUGGAGAACCGGUAGGG